AGUAAGCCAAGCACUGGCACUCCGGUGUACAGCCCGCCCCCGCCGCGGAGGUGCCGGUGGAGCUUGAGACCGGGCGAGUGUCCGCCCCGCUUUUGCAGCUAGGGGUGUGUUUCAGGGGGGAUUGGGGCAAACCGAGCAGGCGAGGACCCGGGCCUGUGCCGCUGUUUGCCUAUCCCUCAUCCCUCGGCACCAAGGCUACUCGAGCCCCUGGGUGUUUUUUCCUUGUUCCCGCCACCUCCUGGUCCCUGGCCCAACAUGAUACUGACCAAAGCUCAGUACGAGGAGAUAGCCCAGUGCCUAGUGUCUGUGCCGCCCACCAGGCAGAGCCUGAGGAAGCUGAAGCAGAGGUUUCCCAGUCAAUCGCAGGCCACUCUGCUGAGCAUCUUCUCCCAGGAGUACCAGAAACACAUUAAAAGAACACAUGCCAAGCAUCAUACUUCGGAAGCAAUUGAAAGUUAUUACCAGAGGUACCUGAAUGGAGUGGUGAAAAAUGGAGCUGCCCCAGUGCUCCUGGACCUGGCCAAUGAGGUGGACUAUGCACCCUCAUUAAUGGCUCGGCUUAUACUGGAGAGAUUUCUACAGGAACAUGAGGAAACUGCACCCUCCAAGUCUGUUAUAAAUAGUAUGCUACGGGACCCUUCUCAGAUUCCAGAUGGAGUUCUAGCAAAUCAGGUCUAUCAGUGCAUUGUGAACGACUGCUGUUAUGGACCACUGGUGGACUGCAUCAAGCAUGCCAUUGGUCAUGAGCAUGAAGUCCUGCUGAGAGACUUACUUCUAGAGAAAAACCUGUCCUUCCUUGAUGAAGAUCAGCUCCGUGCAAAGGGUUAUGACAAAACACCAGACUUUAUUUUACAAGUACCAGUUGCUGUAGAAGGGCACAUAAUUCACUGGAUUGAAAGCAAAGCCUCAUUUGGUGAUGAAUGUAGCCACCACGCCUACCUGCAUGACCAGUUCUGGAGCUACUGGAAUAGAGGUGGGAUCUCACAAUGUUGCUCAGGCUGGUGUGGAACUCCUGGGCUCAGCAAUUCUUCUGCCUCAGCCUCCCAAAGUGCUGGAAUUACAGGGAUGAGGAAACAUUUUCUACCAGGAAUCUUGAUGAAAUGUGUUUGUAAAUAACGAAAACAUUUUCAAAUUGUUUGAAAUGUCUUAGCAGUUAGUGCAUUAAAAGAAAAAAAGUUUCAACCAGCCUGUGUUUCCUCAUCUUAAACAAUGAGUAGCAAUGUUUGCAAAAUGUGUGUUACAUUCUCUCUCUAAAUAAAAGUUGAUAGUUCCCGUAACACUUGUAACAAACAUUUCUGGGUGUCAAAAUAAUUUGCCUUUCAGGUCAUUCCAAAGUAAAUUUAUUUUUAAAGAAUUUACGUGCAGUUGCAAAAAAAGGGCUCCCAAAAAAGAGACGGUUGUUGCACGGCUUCAGUUGGCCUAGAGUUUUCAUUUAUUCCAUGCUCUUUUUUAUAAGUGAACUUUUCUCAAAGUUGUGUUUCUCUUCUUAACUUUCAUUCAUAAAGGUAAGUGUCUUUAUUUCCUCGAAAAGCUUUUUUCAUUAGAAUUAAGCAGAAGUUUUCUUUAAAAAAAUCACAGACUUACAGUCUUUUUAGAGCUAGCCAAGAUCUCUCAUAGAUAUAAUCUAAUUUCAUGAGUGAGGAAACCGAGGCCCAGGGAGAUUUAAGUCACUCAAUGUUGAACACUGAUCAGUGGGUUGAGUAAAAUCUUUAAAAACAGAAAUGAAUUGAGUUAACAUUUAUGGUAGGAAUUGUUUUAAUUUCACAAGUAGUUAGUAUUAUAUAACCGCUAUCUACCACUUUGACACAGAGAACUCUUUGAAUACCAAAACAUUUUUCUUAAUAAUUAGUGGUAGCCAAUAUUAUCAGACCCUGAGCCAACCACAUGCUGACCUAAUACAAGACCUGAGGAUUUUUCACCCUGAGUCUUGUUCCCUUGCUGCUGCAUAACACUACACUCUGCAUUAAAAUCAGCUAAUGAGGAUUUUAGAAAUUUAACCAUGAAGGGAAAUAGUCUAGAAGUUAUUUAUUCAUUAGCUACAACCCAAGAAGCAAUGUAGCUGAGUAGAACGGGCACAGGUCUUGGGGAGUGGCAGAACUGAGUAGAACAGGCACAGGUCUUGGGGAGUGGCAGUGGGAAUAACUUUGGUUCUCAUUUGGUCCCUUACUGUAUGACCCAGGGCAAAUCUCUCAAUUUCUCUCUCUCUUUUUUUUUUUACUUAUCUGUAAAUGGGCACAAUUUGGAUUCUUAUAAGGAUUGAGUGAACUUAGAUAUACAUAGUGCCUGGCACAUAAUACACAUUUGACAACAGGUAACUAGAAGUACUUGAUUGAGAGUGUCUGUAAGUAAACCAGUGCGUGCCAAGUUGAGGUCAAUAGAUGUGGGAUGAGAUGUUUCGCAGUCAUUGCUGGGUCUUAGUUUGUGACUUUGUUAUAAUUCUGUGCUGUGGCAUAGAUGCCAUAGCCAGAUAUCUCACUUUUCAGUGUGACCCUGCUAAGAAUCUGAACACUUCUGCAGGACAGAAACUGAUGCAUUAACAAAUUGUCUCCUUGCCCAACGAAGUUUGCCUCUAUCACCGGCCUUUUUAUUUUCCUUUUUUUUUUUUUUUUCCUCUCACAACAACUGCUUCCCUGUUUUUGGAACCACAUAGUGAAUUCGGGUUAGUAAUUUCACUUUCCAAGAUCUCAGAUACUUGAGAAGUUAGCAGAUAUUUUUUCCAUUUUAGAUUUAAGUACCAAAAAAGUAAAAACAAACAAGCAAACAAACAAAACUGUGCAGCCAUCAGCUGAGGGGUACAUUCAGCAUUUGUGAUUAUUUCAAAGCAAAAGUCCAUUGACUAGAUCCAUGUGACUUCUGAUUUGAGGAUCAGUUUUUUAAAAACAUCACCAACCAGACUUGUAAAGUUUGCAGAAACUGCCGACAGACCCGAAAUGCUAAAGGUUGUAAUCUCUUGAAAGGAGUUGGUUGAUUUUCCUGUUGCCCCUCCUAUCAACUUUAACCUCCAACCUUCUCCAGCAUGUAUCACUACAAAUAAAACUGCUGAGGUUUGACAAGAGGAUAUAAAGUCAGUAGGCCAUCGCACAGAGACAGCCACGUGAUUUUCUUCAACCUGAAAUGAAGGCUCUUUAAGUUGGGCUUUUCAAUAGGAAGUCAUAAACACUCACUCGUAUCGCUUUAAGUUUUAAUAAUUACUGUUCCAAAAAACCCCAGAAAUAUACAUAUUAAAUGAUGUUUGACAACUGGAAUUUAGUGGUUUUGUUAUUGGUUGUCUUAGACCAUUAACUUGGAUUUCUGUUCUUAAUUUUAAUGUAUACGAUUUCAAGCAAGCAGCAUAUGAUACUGAUAUAAACAUGGCAUUUGUAUACUGCAUUAUAAAUGAAUUUUUAGCUUGUGAUUAAGACAAACCAGAUGACCUAAAGCAAACAAUGUGUUGGUAUUGCUCUGGUGACUUAAAAAUAAUGCCCUGACCUGGAUUCACCUGCAGUGCCUUUUGUCCUUUAGAGAACUGGAGACACGUGGCUCACGUAGCACUUCCGCUCACCAAGGUUUCUGAACUUUCAUUGUUUUUAUAGAUUUCUCAAAUAAUUCCACUGUCUGUGGAAAUUAUUCAUCCUAUACUAGAUAAAUGCUGUGUUAAGAAGUCUGUGGCACGCUUCAGUCUGAACUCAGUGGCUGUCUGUUACCAGAUCUGGUCUGAACAUCAGGAAUGGGGUGCUGUUGCAUCAAUAAUUGGACAGUGGUUCUUCUUUUAAAAAGCAAAAACAAAAAAGCACAUCUGUGUUUUUGUCAAGGCCAGCUUAGUAGCUCCCAAACAACCAUAGAGAGGUGGUCUGCCUGUCCAAAUGUUCAUUUUUCACGCUCAUUUUCUCCUAUCCAUGUUAUUUUCACCAGACCACUGAGUGAAGGGAGGACACGGGUUAUGAAAGAGCGGUGAGUCUGAGAAGCAAAGGGCGUCGGUGCUGGAGAUGGAGGACAGGGCACCGAUUAGGUCCUCCUGACCUCUUGGCCACCUUGGCAGAAUCCUGCCUUUUAGCAGAGCCAGGAUACCUUCUGCAAAGGCAUUGUGUUGCCAUAAUGAAAAUGCCUCUGUAUGAAACUCCAGACCCAGUCACCGGAGCGCUUCACUUCUUCCUGAGGAGGAUCCAGAGCCUAGAAAAGAUUUGUGUGUUGGUUUGUGAUGGUGGUGUGGUGGGGGCACAGGAGACGGGAAGAAGAAACAAACCCAAACCAAAAAACCUAUGUGGGUAUGACUGUCAUCUUCGAAUUCUUAGGGAACUACAUUUUUAUAUGUUCCUUAUUGCAAAAAAACGGUUGAGACCAUUAGGAACCUCCUUCAUUCGUCCCAUGAAACAGUGCAAUUUUAUUCAAUAAAUCCAAAUGCUAAUUAUUAACAACAGCUGUAGUAAUCCAUUGCAUUUAUACAGCACCUCCACAUUCAUUAUUUUGUUUGAGCCUAACCACUCCUCUAGGAAACUGAAAGCAUUUUAAUGGAUAGGAAAGCAAAGGCUCAGAAAGAUAAAGUGACUUGUCCAAUAUUACUUCAUUAGUGUCAGAGCCAGGAUUGCAGCAUUUACUGUGUACCAGGCAUCCAAGGAUGGGUUUGAUUCCUUCCCUCAAGGUGCUUACAGUCUGUGACAUAUGGGGUGGAGGGUGAUGUUCCUGAUAGCUCAAUGCUUAACGUACAACAGGA
This is a messenger RNA of Chlorocebus sabaeus (green monkey), 4690 nucleotides long. The record is from RefSeq and is a predicted model, not a curated record. Lineage: Eukaryota; Metazoa; Chordata; Mammalia; Primates; Cercopithecidae.